UACGCGCUCUCAUAGCUUCAGUUCUCUUUGAGUUGUUGAAUCCGAUUGUCGUCGUUCACUUGCAAGCCGACAUACGCACGAAACAAUAUAACAACCAUACAAAAUAUUGCUAGCAACUGUUGCUUUUAUCUACGCAAACCAUUUUGUGUGCUCGCCACCAACCCAAUUAGUGAAUUGUGCAAUUAAAAGGAGAAAAUAAAUGUAAACAAGAAAACUGCAUUUGUUCCAAAGCAAAUGUUAGUGAUUACGAGUCAAUUGGUGUUGCAGUGCAUAUUCACCUUCCAGUGAAAUAUUUUGUGUGCUUUCAGUGCGAUUUUUGCUGGUAAGCCUUCGGCGCGCUGCUCUUUUGUGUGUUGUGCUCUUAUCCCUGAACGAAGUUGCAGUGCAGCAGCAUUCUUUGUUGUCACAGGGCGCGCGCAUUGGAAUUUUGCUAACUGCCAUCAAAGUGCCCACAAGUCUUACCCCCCCAAAAACCGUUGCCUAGUUGCAUUACGUAGUGUUUUGAUUUUCACCUACCUAUUUAUUUUACGUUUGGCUUCCCAACGUUAUUCGUUGCUUGGCUUUCUGGCUUACCUUCUUAUUUACAUACUCUACAUGCAUACAUACAGAUAUACCACAUAUAUAUGUGUGAAAGUACGUGUACUCGUCGGACAUACGGUCGGUCGUUUAUGUCAGUGCAUUUGUUGUUGCUAGAAACCGGUUAUUGCUCCCCAACAAAUAGCGUAAAUAUUUCAAAUAAGUAGGUAAGUGUUGCUGUGUGCGGUUCUCCCAAUGAAAGAAGCCAUAAAAGCCAGUGGCGAGAAAAGAAAAAUCUGUAAUAACAAAAUAAGUUAAGAUAGUUUUGCGCUAAAAAAUUCAAAACAAUGAAAAACGAAAAAAUGCACACAAACAAAAUAUCUCAAUUGAAGGCAUAACAGCAACAACAAAAAAUUAUUAAAGUACCAACACGAUUUAAUUCCGAAAUAUAGUGGGAAAACAACAACAACAUACGUGAACAAAUAAAGUCUGCAAGCAACUACAACAACUGUGUCAACGGCAAGUGCAAAAGCUUUGUUUGCUGCACCAAAAACAUCAACGCUCAAUACGAACAAGUGUUCCUAUAUGUACAUAUGUAUGUAUGUGUAAGUAGAUGUGUAAAUAUUUAUAUACGUUCUGCUGCAUUAAAAUCCGUUGCAAAUUCAAUGACACGCGAAGCUGCGCAGUUAAUUCAAAAGGUUAAUUGAUUUUUAAUUAAAAAGAAAGUCGGCACACAUGCACGUACGUAUAUGUAUGUAUGUAUGUAUGAAUAUGUAAAAUACAUAUUACUUUAUUUGCUGUGACUUUAAGUGGAAAUACAGUUUUGUGAAAUUAAAAUAAUAAAUAUAUGUAUGUAAAUGCAAACGCACGACACAAGUGUAAAAAAGUAAAGAAUUCUGUUGCAGAAUUUGUUUAUUAUAACGAGAAUGUGGAAAUAUUAACGCAACUCAACUCAUCAACAGCAAUAAAGAUUUUCCACAAUUUUCUACAUCAUCACAGUUAGAUUUGAAUUCAACAAAGGUCAGCAAUAAAAGCGUAAUGAAUCCGCGAUAAACUCACCUGAAAGAUUGCCACUGAGUUCGCCUUCCAAAGUCUAAAACACUAGUGUUUUGCGAGACACUUUCAAAAAUAAUUUUUUGCUGGAACUUCACAACAAAAAUAAAUCAGCAACACAUAAAUAUAAAAGUACAGCAACCACAAACAAAGCUGUAUGAUGAUGCCUGACAAUGCGCUGAGAAAAAGUCAAUGAAUAUGCGUACAACAGACAGACAAAAAAACAACAACCAAAUAUAAAUGAUAGAAAAGAAAAGUGAUUUGUACGCAUGGUCGGAAGAAUAGCCGGUGGAAAAAUAAAGAAACCCAUAUAAGAAGGCGAAAACGAUUGAUAUUAAAAAAGCAACAACAAUUUACAAUUUUCUAUGGUGAAAAAAUUAGAAACGAAAUCGGAAAUCGUAAAGAUUGAGUCGUCAAACCCGACAAUGAAAGCAAUGAAAACACAUUAGAAAGCAACAACAUCAAAAAACAACAACAACAGCAAAAACAAUCAAUUAAUAGCGAAUAGCAUUAAUAACAUUAUUUGUUAUUAGUAAUAACAAAUAAGUGGUAACAACAACAACAUUGCGCUUUAUACUAUACCGGUGUUCUAAUUGCCAAUAAUAAAGCCGAUAACCACAACAACCACACAACUACAUUGACGACAACAUGAUGGACGUCAAAACAGCGGCUACAAAACAUAGCAGCAACAUGGACAGUGUUUCCAAUGGCAACAAUGAAAUGUUGCCAGCGCGUGAUGAGGUCGAUUUUAUUGCUGUGGCUGCGCACAACAACAACAACAAUAGCAUUUUCGACAACAAAACAAUGAGCAACGGAUUGCAUUCGAAUUCGAAUACAACUUCGACAAUUUUCACGAACUCGAAAACGUCAACCAAUGAACAUUUACAAUAUCAACAACAACAACAACAACAUAAAGAAAUAGCAAAGAACAAAAAGAAAGUUGUCACAAAUGAAGAACCAAAGAAAAAGAGUUCACCAAAAGAGCGCCUCUCCUUGUUCUCCACACUCGGGCGGCGCAUCAGCCAGAAGACGUUGAAACAGAAGGACUCUAAUGCUAACGAAUCCAGCACAGCGCACGAAAAAUCUACAGCUACGGCGACUCCGUCAACAACAAUAACAAACACGGUAGCUAAAAAUGCUGCUACCAACAACAACACGUCUCCCCGCCAGCGUACGUUUGUCAAGAGCUCUUCAAUUGUCCGUCUUUUAGGCAACACCUAUCAGCAGCACGCCAAAAAGCUGGAAAAGCCCCAGUUAAACAUAGAGAAAGGUAAAACACCGUUAGAUGGUAAAUUCCAUACAUAUGGCGGCAGACGUCGCACCAACGGUCCCUAUUUGGAUCGCUUCAAACACUAUUCCAAAGACGAUGCUGAUGUUACCUCAAAUAAAAACAAUAACGAAGAAGAUGCAGAGCAAGCAAUGGACUUCACCGAUGUGCUGGAGUUAGAAGCAGAUACCGCCGAUGAACUGCAACGCGCUUCUAGCGGUUUGGAACGCUUUUGUGAUCAUAGCACGGUGGCGGCUGGUGAGGACGAGGCCGCCGCGGAAUUGGGCAGCAAAACGAUGCGUACGCUGUCGCGCAGCCUCGGACGGCUGUGGGGCAAACGUUUGCAUAGUGUGGACAUAAGCACGCCAGAUCCUGAGUAUAAGGUAUCAUAUUUGGGCAACGUGCUAACCGGUUGGGCCAAAGGUGAGGGUUGCGUUGAAAAGCAACUGAACACACUGUGGCGCAACUAUACCCAAAACAACAAGCCCGACAUGAUCAUGCGCAUUAAGGUAUGCGCCAGUGGACUUAAAGCCACCACACGUCAACACGGACUCACCGAGUACUGGGCCAAUCGUAUCACGCAUUGUUGUGCACCAAAGAACUACCCGCGCAUCUUCUGUUGGGUGUAUCGACAUGAGGGGCGUAAACUAAAACAUGAGCUGCGCUGUCACGCAGUGCUCUGCAGCAAGGAGAAGGUGGUGCAAGAUAUUUGCAAUACAUUGAAGGAGAAUCUGGAGCGUGCACUGCGCGAAUUUAAACGUGAAAAAAUUCUCAAGCAGAACGCUCGUCUCAGCCUGGCCAAUGCAGCAUAUGAAAAUCCCAGUUUGCCCCGACGUAAAAUACUACUCAGUGUCGGUGGUAACAAUUAUCGACCACCGCUAGAGCGUUCCAAGUCCGCACCGAAGUUAAUGGCCAUCGAAGAGGCUAUCGGUGAGGAAGAGGGCGAGGAUGCUGAGGACACUAAUGAGCCCGAAAUGAAACCGUGUUGCCAAAAGGAUUCACUAUACCCUGCCAUGACUUUGGGUCGCAGACGCUGUCGACGUGGUCACUCAAUAAGACGCACAGGCAAACCACGUCCAUUAUGUGGCGUUUCCUUCGAUGAAUCACAAAAGCUUAAGCAUAUUUUAGCCGGAGACAUGAAAGUAGACACUUGCUGUCAUGACAAGCAAUUAACCAAAGAAUGCGCCAGCCAACAGAAAGCUACUACGCCAACCACAGGGUUAACCGAAGAGCAGCGUAAUAGUUAUGGUUCCGAUGACUCGGAUGACUUUGAGAAGUUGCUGAAAUACAAUGACUACGAUGCUAAUACAUCGCUAGCAACAGAACUUUUGCCUUACUUCGAUAUGCAACUGCACAAGAACACCAGCAGCAGUCUCAGCGAUUUGUGUGCGCUGAAGGAUGACGAGGAGCCGCUCAGCUUACUGCCAACCAUCAAUAAUGAUCCUAUGGCACAUCCCGAGGGUGAUCUGCUGCCCAGUGAUUGUGCGCAAGGAAUGAACGGCGACAUAGAGGAGGAGGAAUCGCAUGUUGGCCUCCGACGCAAUGGUGUCUGUAGCGAUGGUGAGGAGGAUUAUCUAGACGCCGAUGAUAUGUACUUUCGACAGUCGAGAAUCUUAAAUAUUUUACACCGCAACUCAAUGCGCAAAAUGGCACAAAUUUCGCUGAGCAGCGACGAGGGUAGCAGCUUGGAAACGAAUGCCUCGGCGCCGCUCCAAUACCGUCACCAAACACAAUCUUCCAUAUCGUCAAACGCGUCUUCGAACGCCACCACCAGCAGCUCGUUGCAGGAUGGACACAACGGUUCCUCAACCGGUAAACGUCACAGUGGCGCCGAUAGCGAUGAAGGCUCCAUAUCGAGCGGCUGUGAGACGGCCAGCACCGUGACGGCCAACCAAGAUGAUCUAUCAUUACAAUACCGUCACGACAAACAGCUGCUGCAGCAACAACAAUCAGCAUUGCAGUACAGCGACGAUGCACACUUUUUCAACAUGGCCGACGCGAAUGAAUCACCCAUCACAGCCGAUGAAAUCUACCAAAGACUCGAAGCGCGUCUGCAGCGUCGUCAAAACAGCGACGCCACCACAUUCAGCAGUUCGAGCACAAUAACACUGAAGAUGAGCACAGGCAGUGACGGCUCUACGCCCCAGUCGCCGAAUGAGCCAAUCACCCAACAGUCCAUAAGUGAACAACCUGCGAAUGCUUUAACGAAUAGUACAACGCGUGUACGCCGUCAACGGCAACGUCAAAUGGUGGCAGCAACACCACCGCCACCCGACUGUAACGCCGACGACACGGACUCGGAGUGCAGCGACGAAUCCGGCUAUGUGGAGUAUCAAGAGCGCGAGAAAACAGUGCGUGAGAAGAUUGGCGAUGUCGAAAGGCGUCAGUUGCAACAGCAACAACUGCAAGAACAGCAACAACAUCAACCUAUUGCACAAAAACGCCAACUCAAGCCACAAUUGCCGCCGAAACCGUUGCCGCGUCGCACUCUCAGCGGCGCCAGCGCGGCCGUGUCCUUGGCAGGCGCUCAGCGUACAAGUAACAGUACCACAGUGUGAAUAUCGGACAGACGUAGCUGGCCGGCUGACUAAGGCAGUGAUGAUUUUGCUGAGCAGAUAAGGCGUGCUUGUAAUUUUGAAUUCGAAGUUAAGUGUAUGCGCUGCAGCAUAGCGCGAUAAGGGUUUGGAAGCUAGCGGCUAGCGUUUUUCAUUGCUUACAUGUACAUGGUUGUGGCUAUGUGUUAAGCGCAUGUUACAAAAUGUUGAGUAUUCAAAAUUUAAAGCCUUGCUUUCGAAUGCGAAAUUCGUCUAUUUUUAUGGAAAAUUCUAUAAGAUAAUAUAUUAUUUUUAUUAUUAUUAUUAUAUACAAAACGAAAAAUAUAGCCUUUUGGCACCUAUUUAGAAUUAUUUUAGUGAAUUGGAAUUUUUUUCAAUAUUUUUCUUUAAUUUCAUAUAUAUGUAUGUAUAUAUAUAUCAUUUGUACAUAUAUAUGUAUAUGUAUAUGUAUAUGUAUGUACUAUAUGUAUAUCUACCAAAAUUUUUACUGCAAUUGCAUUGCGAAUACUUAAAAAUAUUUAAUUUAAAACAAUUAUUCCAAAUAUCAACAAACACAUUAUGGAUUUGUACAAAUUAUUAUUUUAUGAAAGUAUACAUAUGCACAUGUGCUUGGAAAUUUAUACAAAAUGAAUAUAUCGUCAACUAAAAUGCAAAAUAACGUAACAUCAAUUUUCAUAACUUUACAGACGAAGGAAAAACGAUAUAAUAGAAACCACACAUAUUGAAACAAAAUUUGAGUUUUGGUUAUAAAACGGUUAUAUAUUGGUUAUAUCUGACAGCGGAAGCUGAAUAUUUUAUGAUACAUACAUACAUACAUAUAUGCAAUUUCGUUUUUUAUACCCUGAACAGGGUAUACAUAUUAAGUUUAUCACGAAGUUUGUGACACCCAGAAGGAAGCGUAGGAGACCAUAUAAAGUAUAUAUAUAAAUAAUUAGUAUGUUGAUCUGAGUCAAUUUAGCCAUGCCCGUCUGUCUACCUGUCUGUCCGUCUAUCUGUAUAUAUACGAACUAGUCCCUCAGUUUUUAAGAUAUCGUUUUGAAAUUUUGCUAACGUCAUUUUCUCUUCAAGAAGCUGCUCAUUUGUCGAAACUGCCGAUAUCGGACCACUAUAACAUAUAGCUGCCAUACAAACUGAACAAUCGGAAUCAAGGGCUUGUAUGGAAAACUUUCACAUUUGACAAGAUAUAUUCACGAAAUUUGGUAUAGAUUAUUUUCUAAGGCAACAAUGUAAUCUCCGAAGAAAUUGUUCAGAUCGGUUAACAAUAGCAUAUAGCCGCCAUACAAACUGAAUGAUCGGAUUCAAAUGCUUGCAUGGGAAACUUCCUCAUUUAACGAUAUAUCUUCACGAAAUUUGGUAUGAGUUAUUGUUUAUAGAAUAAUGUAAUAUCGAUAGAAAUUGUUCAGGUCGGCUCACUAUAGCAUAUAGCUGCCAUACAAACCGAACGAUCGGAAUCAAGGGCUCGUAUGGAAAACUUUGCAUUUGAAGUGGUAUCUUCACGAAAUUUGACAUGGAUUACUACUUAAGGUAAUAACAUAAUCUCCGAAAAAAUUAUUCAGAUCGGAUUACUAUAGCAUAUAGCUUCCACACAAACUGGACACAUAGUUACUAAAAGAAAUGCACCUGUGAAGGGUAUAUUAGCUUCGGUGCAGCCGAAGUUAACGUUUUUCUUGUUUUGAUGAUACGUUUUUUUGCAGUUUAGGUGACGAAAUGUUUUUUAGGCACUUACAUAUAUGUAUACACAAGCAGUAUGCGCCUGCAUUGUUACAUAAAUCCGUUUGGCGCCAAAAUUAAUAUUAAUCAAUUUUUUUAAACAAUAUUUAUUUUUUUUUAAUCUACUAGUGCUUUAUUUUUUUAUAUAAUUAAUAAGUUGUGAAUAUAUUUUAUAUUAUAUAUAUUGAAUAUUUAUAUACAUACAUAUAUACGUAUGUUUAUUUGUACAUAUGUAUAUUUAAAUAAUCACAUACACACUUUUGCACAAAUUGGGCUAUUUUUGUUUAAAAUUAAUAAAAAUUCAUUUUAUACUUUACAAAACUAAUUCAAUUAAGUAACUUUUCAAUUUUGUGCAAAAUUAGCAAAAUUAAAUAAAUAAAUUUUUUAGUUAUACAUUUGCGAAGCAUUAAAAUUGCGCAUUUUGAAUAAAAAAUAUAUAAAAAAGUGAAAAUUGCCUCAAAAUGAGAAAUUGUUAAAUAGCAAUAUAUAAAACAAAAAAAAAACAUACAAACAUAUAACAGUUUCAGGGAGCCACUCUAAUGCACGCACUAUUUAAAGAUGAAAACAAUGAAUUAAUCAGUUAUUUCUAUGGAAAUGCAAGCAUUUAUCGUCUACACAUUUUUUAUCGCACUUUCACAUUAAAUAUAUAAAUUUAUAAAAUAUAUGCUUAUGUGCCUCACCAAACAAACCACAACGCACAUUCAAAUGCAUACAAAUUAUUAUUUUUCCUUAUCACCCAUUUGUACAUAAAAAAAAACAUUUUAUCACAUUAUACAUAGCUCUACAUACAUAUAUGCAACAGCUUUACCAUUAAAGUUAAGGCUUGAAACAUUAUUUAAUUUAACUUUUACACAUACAAACAUAGAUAUGCAUAGUUGUAUAUAUGAAUAAUGAAAUUUCUAUGUCAAUUAUUGUUAAAGGUGAUUGCGUAGCUUAGAAUGUGUACAUUUACAUCUACUAUACUAUAUAAAUGUUAGGGAAAUAUGUAUUUACGCACGUAUGUAUGAACAUAUGUAUGUCUGCAUUGUUGUUAUUUCUGUAACAUGUAUA
Messenger RNA from Bactrocera neohumeralis, 8151 nucleotides. RefSeq lists its product as uncharacterized. NCBI's taxonomy places the organism in Eukaryota, Metazoa, Arthropoda, Insecta, Diptera, Tephritidae. The record is from RefSeq and is a predicted model, not a curated record. The transcript has 8 exons. The coding region runs from base 2218 to 5394 and encodes 1058 amino acids.